AUCCGUGAGCGCGACGCAGCCUGCGCCCGCUGCAGAGCAGGAGCAUCCGCAGGGCGCCCGCGCCUCCUGCCGCAGCAUGGGGGCUCUGCCUGGAUAUGAGGUGUUGAAGGGAAGAAGAGUGUAACGCUUGGCCGUCCACCUUGCGCACAUAACCAUACGGAAUGGAGACCAAGGAAGAGAAGAAGGACCGAAGGCAGGGCUAUUUUGCUCGUUUGAAAAAGAAAAGGCAAACGAAGCAAAACGCCGAGACCAUCUCUGCCAGUUCCCCUGGUUCUCCUGUUUCCAAAACUUCUUCUGAGAAAGAUGAUGAAAGUAAAGCCAUUCUGGAGCAGAUCAGUUCUUCUGAAGACAACUGUAGAUUUGCUGGGGAGAAGGAAACUGCUUCGGACAAAGAAAAGAAAAAGAAAAAAUAUAAUCAACUGAAAGACAUCAGGCGCACAGAGCUUAAAAGAUACUAUAGUACUGAUGACAAUCAAAACAAAACCAAUGAAAAGAAGGAGAAGAAAAUGGUUUCCCAGAAACCCCAUGGCACCAUAGAAUACACUGCUGGAAAUCAGGACACUAUAAACAGCAUAGCAYUAAAGUUCAACAUCACGCCAAACAAGCUUGUGGAACUCAAUAAACUUUUUACACACACGAUUGUUCCAGGACAGAUUCUCUUUGUGCCAGAAGCAAGUGCUGGGAGGCUGUCCUUCAGCCCUGCUGCUCCCGUUUCUCCUUCGUCGUCAGACGCUGAAUAUGAUAAACUGCCUGAUGCUGAUUUGGCAAGAAAGGCCUUCAAGCCAGUGGAGAGAGUCCUGUCCUCUACGUCAGAAGAGGAUGAGCCUGUGGUUGUCAAGUUUUUAAAAAUGAAUUGUCGCUACUUCACGGAUGGCAAGGGUGUAGUUGGAGGAGUCAUGAUAGUAACUCCAAACAACAUCAUGUUUGACCCACAUAAGUCUGAUCCUCUGGUAAUUGAGAAUGGCUGUGAAGAAUAUGGGCUCAUCUGCCCCAUGGAGGAGGUUGUCUCKAUAGCUCUCUACAAUGAUAUUUCUCACAUGAAGAUUAAAGAUGCAUUGCCAUCUGACAUACCAAAGGAUCUUUGUCCUCUGUACAGGCCAGGAGAAUGGGAAGACCUUUCAUCUGAGAAAGAUAUCAAUCCUUUCAGCAAAUUCAAAUCCCUGAGCAAGGAGAAGAGGCAGCAGAAUGGCAUUUCAUCCACUGCUCUGGGUGCCAAACAAAUAAAGCCUUUGGAUACAGAAAAGUCUGCUGAUUUUGAAGUUCUUCAGUCUUCUGAGAGUACGGGCUCAAUCAAGUCAAGAUCAUUGGAGUUUUCCAACAACAUCACUGCCACUGAGCAUCUGGAGAAGUCUGCUGCAGAGCCACAUGCCAAGGAGCUUUCUGGGGAAAAGAACGUGUCAGACAUCAAAACCAAAGAGAAGUCCCUCCUGGGAGGAGGAGAGGAUGAUUUCAUUGAGCUGGAGGAGACGUCAUCUUGUGUGGACAGAGGGUUGAACAGCAAAAGCUCAGUAAUGGAAGGACUCCCUGACCCCAGGGAGUUGGGGAGAACGAAGCAGCAGGUAACCAAACCCACCACAGAAGUCCAGGAGCACUUGACAGUUGAUUCCUUGGAAAAAAAGGACAGUAUUGAACCCAAAGCUGACUUAGACUUAGAGCUCUGUGAGAAGCAAGAUGUUAUUCCAGAAGUAAACAAAUGUGUCAGUUCCCCAACAGGUAAGGUGGAGACUGCAUUGGACACUAAGAAAGAGCUAGAGAAAGAUAAACUGAUUGAAUUUUACCUCAAUAAGGAUGGGAAUGGGUCUCAGUCAUCUGAAGACUUGUACAAGGCUGAAAUCCGGAAAGGUGAAAACAAUAAAGCAAUUGGCAUAGACCUUACACUUAGCAGUUCGAAGUCCCAGGCUACUGAAGUCCAUACAGUUAAAAGUAUGGAGCUUGAAUCCUGCUGUUUUGAAAGGAAAGCACCUUCACUAGAAGUCAGCUCAGCAGCAGCAGAGAACAAGGAUCUGAAAGAGUCUGUGGGCUCUUCGUUAGUACCAGCUGUAGACAAGACCUGCCAAGAAACACAGAUAGACAAUCAAUCAGAAAUCAGACUGUGGCUGCUGCAGAAAAUUCAAGUGCCAAUUGAAGACAUGCUUCCUUCAAGAGAGGAGAAGAGCAAGACGCCUCCAAUGUUCCUGUGCAUUAAAGUGGGCAAGCCCAUGAGAAAGUCCUUCGCGUCGCAGAGCACUGCUGUGUCCCAGCAGUACAGCAAAAAGAUCAAGCAGCCGGAGUACUGGUUCGCUGUUCCUCGGGAAAGGGUAGAUCAUUUAUACACGUUUUUUGUUCAAUGGUCGCCAGAAAUAUAUGGGAAAGACGCCAAAGAGCAAGGUUUUGUUGUGGUGGAGAAGGAGGAGCUUGAUAUGAUAGACAAUUUCUUCAGUGAGCCCACUACUAAGAGCUGGGAGAUCAUUACUGUGGAAGAAGCCAAAAGACGAAAGAGCGUUUGCAGUUACUAUGAAGAAGAAGACGAUGACACUUUACCUGUCCUAAAGCACCACAGUGCCCUCCUGGAGAACAUGCACAUAGAGCAGCUCGCCCGGCGCCUGCCGGCCAGGGUGCAGGGCUACCCGUGGCGGCUGGCGUACAGCACCCUGGAGCACGGCACCAGCCUCAAGACCCUGUACCGCCGAUCGGCAGCCCUCGACAGUCCCGUUCUGCUCGUCGUCAAGGACAUGGACAACCAGAUAUUUGGAGCAUAUGCUACACAUCCUUUCAGGUUUAGUGACCACUACUAUGGCACAGGCGAAACAUUCCUCUACACAUUCAGUCCCAAUUUCAAGGUAUUUAAAUGGAGUGGCGAGAACACCUACUUCAUCAAUGGAGACAUGAGCUCCCUGGAACUCGGGGGCGGAGGUGGCCGGUUUGGUUUAUGGUUAGAUGCAGAUUUGUAUCACGGACGAAGCAAUUCCUGCAGCACCUUCAAUAAUGACAUCUUAUCUAAGAAAGAAGAUUUCAUAAUACAAGACGUGGAAGUAUGGACAUUUGAAUGAAUUACUGACUGCCUUAAGGACUGGAUCCGUUAGGCACUUAAGCGCUGAAGAGAAGGUGCAGGCUGCCUCACAACGUUACCCGCUUUUUUUUCUCAAGUUGUACUGGAGCAUGACUAYGCCAACAAAAGAACAUCUGUUGUGAGAGGCAGGAAGAGACAGGACAGUGAAUAUCAACUUGAGGUGUUUUUUACUUCCUCCUCUCACGCGUCUCCAUCGAUGAUAUGUUGCUUAUGAAAACAUUCACGGUGUAUGAGGUGAAAACUUUUCCUGUAACUGUGAAAAAGAUACUGUGGGAAAGCUGUAACUAUCUAGUACAUUCCGUGUAUAUUUAUGUUCAACAUAUAAAUGCGAACCAAAAAUAAAAGGUUGCGUUACCAAAAUCUACAGCAUACUGUUUGCCAUGGAAAAAAGUCUGAAGGUGUACACAGCACUUAAGGGAACAUGUUUUUAAGGUCUUUUUAUUUAUUGUUAUUGUAUAGCUUUUUUUUUUUUUGUAAUGCCUGAGUUUUUCUUUUAGGUUUUCAAAUAUCCAUUUGAUAAACAGUUGUUAUUCAGGUAGGUUUCAUAUGCGUUGGCAUUUAUUGCGAAUCGAUCUAUUUGAUUUCUGAAGUUAGCUUUUAUAUUUUCAUUUUGUACAUGAGAUUUGCUUUCCACUUUGCCCUCCUCAGAGGGUGUGUUUUCCGUCAGAGACACGUGAGUGCUUAAUCCCGUUUUUCUGUGCCCUGAGGGAAGGGGAGAUCAUGCUUCCCAGCGGUGCUGUGCCCGAUCCUCUGGCAGCGGCAGCCGGAGGGCACAGCAGCACUCACUGAGCGGCCGUCCUGGCCCUGUCCAGGGCACUCACUCAAGCCCUUCCCAUGGGAGAUGGGUCUCUGUGGCACCACCAAGUCAUUCAAAACAAGCCACCCCCCGUGCUUUUUUGAGCCCUUCUUUGGAAAUCGAAGGAUAUCUUUUUUGUUCAGGGGAAAAUAUCUGGAUCUGGAGAUGCAGAGAAGAGCGUUGUUUCCCUAACUGUCCGGGUCAUGGUGGUGUAAUACCUGCUUCUGUAGGAAUUAAUAAAUGAUUUUCUUCCCGAGAAAGACUUGAAGCAACAGGCUGCUUUAGGAUAUGACAGGCAACUAAAUAUUUUUGUUUUUUGUGAAGUACUUGUCACUUUUUCCUUUCCCCCCCCUCAACACUAAGAAGAUGCUGUGUUAUAAAGCUAGGCUGAACUCUAAAACAGGUCAGUGCUGUGGAAGUUUCAGCAUCUAGGGAAAAAUGUAACUGAAGCUCGUUUUCUGAAGCAUUCUGCUUUGCAAUUAAGCUAUAGUUUAAACAAAUGUUGAAACAAUUCCAAGCCUGCCAAUAUAGACUUUCUAGCAGCACUAGGAUGUUUUGUCCUACCCUUAAAACCCAGAGCAUCGUUGUCCUGAAAAAGGCAGGUUGUAGAAAUGGCAACAUGCUUCCUUUAAGCAGUACUGCCUAAUUUUGGGAUAUUAGUAAUUGAGUAAUACAACUCAAUUUAGUUCCUGCUUUUCCCCUUUGGAAUAUAUUCAAAAAUAGUAAAAAAGAUGAGCAGUUUUCUUUCAAGAACAACAACAAAUCUUAAUCCUGCGUAGAAAUUUCACA
Molecule: messenger RNA, 4634 nt
Organism: Nothoprocta perdicaria
Lineage: Eukaryota; Metazoa; Chordata; Aves; Tinamiformes; Tinamidae
Gene: NCOA7
Product: nuclear receptor coactivator 7
Exons: 16
Coding region: 162-3029 (955 amino acids)
Biological process (GO): response to oxidative stress; regulation of transcription by RNA polymerase II
Cellular component (GO): nucleus
Source: RefSeq, a predicted model, not a curated record